Fusarium verticillioides 7600 is the source of this 945-nucleotide messenger RNA. RefSeq lists its product as hypothetical. The transcript has 5 exons. The record is from RefSeq and is a predicted model, not a curated record. NCBI's taxonomy places the organism in Eukaryota, Fungi, Ascomycota, Sordariomycetes, Hypocreales, Nectriaceae. Gene Ontology annotation, biological process: transmembrane transport. Gene Ontology annotation, molecular function: transmembrane transporter activity. The coding region runs from base 1 to 945 and encodes 314 amino acids.
AUGUUAGCAUUGCUGUCUUUGAUCUGGUUCUCACACUUGUGCAAAAAUGUCGACAGAAUCGAAAACCGAAGACCUGUAAUAGGUGGCUUCGUUGCGAAGGACCUUGGAUGGAGAUGGGUGUUCUGGAUCAUGGCAAUCUUUAAAGGAAUCCUAACGAUCGUGACCUUCUUCUUCCUCACCGAGUCCCACCACCCCACGAUCCAGCGAAAAAGAGCGAAGGACACAGACAUGGUCCUUAAUAAAGAAGUACCGAAAGUCGGCCAAGUACUAUUCCGAGCGCUUAUGAGACCAAUGCGUAUGCUUAUCCAUAGCCCUAUCGUCACUGGCCUCUCCCUCUAUCUCGCAUUGAUAUAUGGCUAUCUAUAUCUUCUCUUUACCACUUUCUCCACGGUGUUCACAGAACAGUACGGAUUUGGCAUUGAUAUCCUCGGACUUGCUUUCCUUGGAGUAGAAAUCGGCUGUAUCGCUGCACUGGCAGUUCUCUCCUGGCUGAGUGACUGGCUUCAGGACCGCCUUACCAAGAAAUACGGAGAGUCUAAGCCUGAAUAUCGAUUACUUCCAAUUGUCCUUGGAAUUCCACUUCUCCCCAUUGGGCUGUUUGUAUACGGAUGGACAGUAGAGUAUGAGGUUCACUGGAUAGUUCCUAUCAUCUUCACGGGGUUCUCAGGGGCCGGACUAAUAUUCUCAUUUCUUUCCACUCAGAUAUACAUGAUCGAUGCCUUCACAACCUAUGCGGUUAGCGCUCUAGCCGCUACAAGUGUCAUACGUAGCAUAGUUGGUGGGUGUCUCCCAAUCUCUGGGCUUCCGCUGUACUCUGAUCUUGGUUAUGGAUGGGGGAACUCACUUCUUGGAUUUGUUGCCAUUGUAGUGUCUAUCGCGCCUCUUCUGUUCUGGCGCUACGGCGAGGCUCUGCGCAAGAAGUAUGAUGUUCAAUUUGACGAGUAA